AUGAGUUGGCGUUAUGAUUCAAAAUAACAAAAAUUGGUAUAUAUAGGAACCCAGAUAUACAAGCUUAGUUCACAUCUAAUUGAAGAACAAAGAGAGUCCAUACACCUCAACAUCAAUGGCUACCCUCAUUGUGCACACCCAGUUUUCUCCCAAAGAAGAUGCUGUAGCAAUCAAUAAUGCUGUCAAAGGAUUGGGGGCAGACAAGAAGACUUUGAUCAAUAUAUUGGGACACAGAAAUGCAGCUCAAAGGUAUCAAAUCAAGCAAGCUUAUGCUGAAAUUUUCCAAGAAGAUCUUGUCAAGCGAUUCGAGUCCGAACUCUCUGGAGAUUUGGAGAAAGCAUUCUAUAGAUGGAUGUUGGAUCCAGCAGACAGAGAUGCAGUUCUUGCUAAUGUAGCCAUCAAGAAAGGCAGUUCUGAAUAUCAUGUCAUCGUCGAAAUCGCUUGUGUUUUGUCUCCUGAUGAGCUCUUGGCGGUGAGAAAGGCAUACCAGGUUCGAUACAAGCACUCUUUGGAGGAAGAUUUGGCUUCACAUACCUCUGGUGACCUACGUAAGCUUUUGGUUGGUCUAGUGACUUCAUAUAGGUACAGUGGUGAAGAAAUUGAUGCAAAAUUAGCUGAAAAGGAAGCUGAUAUUCUUCAUGAUGCUAUCAAAGAUAAGAAGUAUAAUCAUGAUGAAGUUAUUAGGAUUCUGAGUACAAGGAGCAAAACACAACUCAUGGCGACUUUUAAUCGUUACAAAGAUGACCAUGGUUAUUCCAUCAAUAAGGGUUUAUCGGAUGCGCCGGAGAAUGAUUUCACUAAGGCACUCCAUGCAACUAUAGAAUGCAUCUAUGACCACAUCAAGUACUAUGAAAAGGUUUUACGCAAUGCGAUGAGGAGGAUUGGGACUGAUGAGGAUGCAUUGACUAGAGUGAUUGUUACAAGAGCUGAGAAAGAUUUGAAGGACAUUAAGGAACUUUAUUACAAGGAAAAUAGUGUGUCCACUGAUGGAGAGCUUGCAAAGGAGACUUCUGGGGAUUAUGAACAAUUCCUCCUCACUCUCCUGGGAAAACAAGAUUGAAUUUCUUAUUUAUUGCCAAUUUAAAUUUUGGAUUCGUGAUCUUGUGUGUCAGUUGGACUAUUGUGAUCAGUUUGUGUUUCCUAUGAUGGACUACUGUACGUGUUGUGACUUGUGAGUUUGUCUUUCCUAUAAUUCCUAUGUUUUCUGGUAUUAAAAUUUCACAGUGUGUACGUUCUCUAUUGUCUAAUAAUAAAAUGAGAGUUUUGUUUUU
Molecule: messenger RNA, 1271 nt
Organism: Tripterygium wilfordii
Lineage: Eukaryota; Viridiplantae; Streptophyta; Magnoliopsida; Celastrales; Celastraceae
Product: annexin-like protein RJ4
Exons: 6
Coding region: 116-1060 (314 amino acids)
Cellular component (GO): cytoplasm
Molecular function (GO): calcium-dependent phospholipid binding; calcium ion binding
Source: RefSeq, a predicted model, not a curated record